This is a messenger RNA of Prorocentrum cordatum, 1331 nucleotides long. The record is from the annotation of a GenBank genome assembly. Lineage: Eukaryota; Dinophyceae; Prorocentrales; Prorocentraceae.
GACAGAUGGGCUGCGGUUGCAGACGGCCGGCAGCUCGACAGGGGGCGCUGGGCGGAGAGAGGGACCAGCCCCAGCGACCUGCAGGAAAUCCCCAUGCUGAAGGAGGCGGAGGCGGAGGUGGCCCGCGGCAACGUGGUUCUCAACCGGGCGGAGGUCGAGGUGCUCCGCCUCCUCGCGCUGAAGCUGGCGCGGCGGGCCCUGCGCGCGCCAGAGAUCGCCGAGGGCGUCCCGGCGGCGAGCCCGGCCAGGCUGCUGGCGGUGGCUUGCUGCGCGGCCGAUCUGCGGGCGGAGGUGCGGCUGCACUGGCACGGCCUGCUGGGCCUGGUCAGGGCCAUGCAGAGCCUCGAUGGGGGCUGCAUGAUCAAGGAGAGUGGAAGGCCUUCUGCGACGCUGCGGUCCCCAGGAGCAUGGGGGGCGACCCCGCCAAGAUGAGUACCUCCAUCCUCGUGCAAUUCGUAUGCCGCUGCUUGUUGCAGAGACCACAGAAUUUCGGGUGGAUCACUUUCAAGACGCCGACUCCUUUCGCGCAGGCAGUCGUCGAAGUCGCACGCGAGCGAGCUGAGUCUCGUGUGCAAGCGUGGGACCAGUCUGGCAGCAGGUGGAGCGGAGAGGACAGGUGGUCGCACAGCGAGGCACCCGCUCCGGGCCAGCCUGCCGACCCAUGGGGCACCUGGGUUGCCCAAAAAGGUUCCGGCGGGGGCACGUGGCCACACAGCGAGGCGCCCGCUGGAAACGGUGACUGGCCAGCUUGGUCGCAGGAGAGCCGCGUGGGCCACCCCGGCGACGCGAAUGCCGAGCUGGAGGAGGCCAACGGGGACGGGUGGUCGCGCGGCCCCGCCAGUGCUGACGAUCCCUGGGCGCGCGCAGGCGAGACCCGCGCGAGCCAGCCCUGCAGCCCGUGGGGUGACAUGGCUUCCCAGGAGGGGACCGGCGAGGCAGCCGCUGCGUACGACUGGUGGACGGGGCGGCCGGAGGACAGCCGCGCGGCGGCUGCCGAGCCCGAGAGCAGCGGCGAGGGCAAGAGGCUGCAGGGCUCCACGUGGGCCGACGAGUGGCGGGCGGCGCGCCGGGAGGAGUGCCGUGCGGGCCGCUCGUGCGAGGCGCGGGGCGAGCCGGCCCCCGAGCAGGACCCGGAGGACUGGGGGCAGGGCCGGUCGACGACGGCGCAGGCGCUGGAGAAGGCCUCCGCGCUGCUGGCGUACAUGGCCCGCGACACGGGGGGCGGAGUGGAGGACAGCAUGGCCGCCGCGGCCCAGCACGUCGGCCGCGCGGUGCAGGUGCUGUCGGCCGCCCUCAGCCGAGACAACCCCUGGAAGCCCGCGCCCGCGUAG